GGCGAGCGUCGCGACGCCACGCGAGGCAAGCCUUUUUCGUGCCUCUCGGCCAAGCACCAUCCCACGAGAAUGCGGGGGCGUUCUGACGAGAGCAUAUAUUCGACGUCGCGACGCUCCCGAGGCACAGACGCCACUCCAACUCUGUCCCGUGCACGAGAAAUAAAAUCGAAGAAGAAACAAAAUGUGUGACGACGAAGUAGCAGCCCUUGUUGUCGACAAUGGCUCCGGUAUGUGCAAGGCCGGUUUCGCCGGAGACGACGCUCCCCGCGCCGUCUUCCCCUCGAUCGUUGGUCGCCCCAGACAUCAGGGUGUGAUGGUCGGUAUGGGUCAAAAGGACAGCUACGUCGGUGACGAGGCCCAAAGCAAAAGAGGUAUCCUCACCCUGAAAUACCCGAUCGAGCACGGUAUCAUCACCAACUGGGAUGAUAUGGAGAAGAUCUGGCAUCACACCUUCUACAACGAAUUGCGUGUAGCCCCUGAGGAACACCCAGUCCUUCUCACCGAGGCCCCCUUGAACCCUAAGGCUAAUCGUGAAAAGAUGACCCAGAUCAUGUUCGAAACCUUCAACAGCCCAGCCAUGUACGUGGCCAUCCAGGCCGUACUGUCCCUGUACGCCUCCGGUCGUACCACCGGUAUCGUCUUGGACUCUGGUGACGGUGUCUCCCACACCGUACCCAUCUACGAAGGUUACGCCCUUCCUCAUGCCAUCCUCCGUCUGGACUUGGCCGGUCGCGAUUUGACCGACUACCUCAUGAAGAUCCUAACCGAGAGAGGCUACAGCUUCACCACCACGGCUGAGCGAGAAAUCGUUCGUGACAUCAAGGAAAAACUUUGCUAUGUCGCCCUGGACUUCGAACAGGAAAUGGCCACCGCCGCCGCCAGUACUUCCCUCGAGAAGAGCUACGAAUUGCCUGAUGGACAGGUCAUCACCAUCGGUAACGAGAGGUUCCGUUGCCCCGAAGCUCUCUUCCAACCUUCCUUCUUGGGUAUGGAAUCCUGCGGCAUCCACGAGACCGUGUACAACUCCAUCAUGAAGUGCGACGUCGACAUCCGUAAGGAUCUGUACGCCAACAAUGUACUCUCCGGUGGUACCACCAUGUACCCUGGUAUUGCCGACCGUAUGCAGAAGGAAAUCACUGCCCUCGCUCCAUCGACCAUCAAGAUCAAGAUCAUCGCUCCCCCCGAGAGGAAAUACUCCGUAUGGAUCGGUGGUUCCAUCCUGGCUUCCCUGUCCACCUUCCAACAGAUGUGGAUCUCCAAACAGGAGUACGACGAGUCCGGCCCAGGCAUCGUUCACCGCAAGUGCUUCUAAGCAGUUAUGCUCGAUUCAAAUUAUUAUUUCUAUCAAUAUUGUUAUUGCUACACCUUUUUCCCAAAAUGCACCGUUCACUGCCGUA
Molecule: messenger RNA, 1397 nt
Organism: Osmia lignaria (orchard mason bee)
Lineage: Eukaryota; Metazoa; Arthropoda; Insecta; Hymenoptera; Megachilidae
Product: actin, clone 205
Source: RefSeq, a predicted model, not a curated record